AUGAGAUUAAACAAAAUAGCAUGCAUGUUUUCCAUAGCACUAUGCGCAACUAAGCAAGGAAGAUGCAGCGCCAUGCCAGAACUGCAAAAUGACCAAAAAAAAGAGCCCCAGAGUGGCAUUGCCCAUGCUUGCUCCAGCAACGAAGCCAUCAACACGACUAAAGAGCGCGAGUACUGGGCAACUGUGGAUUUGUCCCAGAUUCAUUUUCUUAUUACACUUUCUACAGUGCGUAGAGAGAGAAAUCUUGUGUAUAAUCCUAUUGAAGGCCAGAUUGUCCAGUUCAUCGAGAGCUACCAGAAAAGCGGCCAUGUGGGCAAUGCUCUUCAGGCCCUAGUUGAAAAAAUAAAGAUUGCGAAAGAAGGCAUGGAGAAAGAGCAUUGUAGAAAAGGCUCUGAGCCCUCACAAGAUCAGCCAGAAAAUGACAGCAGCGACAGCGACAGCGACUUUGAUAAAGACAGUCUUGAAUCCUCGAAUGAAUAA
This is a messenger RNA of Nematocida major, 480 nucleotides long. RefSeq lists its product as uncharacterized. NCBI's taxonomy places the organism in Eukaryota, Fungi, Microsporidia. The record is from RefSeq and is a predicted model, not a curated record. The transcript has a single exon. The coding region runs from base 1 to 480 and encodes 159 amino acids.